Molecule: messenger RNA, 3281 nt
Organism: Eleginops maclovinus (Patagonian blennie)
Lineage: Eukaryota; Metazoa; Chordata; Actinopteri; Perciformes; Eleginopidae
Product: solute carrier family 13 member 2-like
Exons: 13
Coding region: 123-1943 (606 amino acids)
Biological process (GO): transmembrane transport
Cellular component (GO): membrane
Molecular function (GO): transmembrane transporter activity
Source: RefSeq, a predicted model, not a curated record
UUUUCACAGUGACGUAUUAUAUAUACUGAUAUAUAUAUACUGUGCCUGUGUAUUCUUGUACGGUGGUGCUACUUUUAUUUUUUUCUAUUUCUACUUUGGAUGUCCAUCGCACCUUGAGGCUCAUGGCUGGGUUUCUCACAUGCCUGUGGAAGUAUAGGAAUUACAUUGUGAUAGUCCUUACGCCUCUUUUACUUCUUCCUCUGCCCCUGAUCAGCCCGACCUCGGAGGCAAAAUGUGGUUAUAUAAUUAUCCUCAUGGCACUGUACUGGUGCACAGAGUGUAUCCCUCUGGCUGUGACCGCCCUGCUGCCUGUCAUCCUCUUCCCCAUGAUGGGCAUCUUGGAAUCAGGCGAGGUUUGUAUCCAGUACCUGAAAGACUCCAACAUGCUCUUUAUCGGUGGGCUGCUGGUGGCCAUCGCUGUUGAGCAAUGGAACCUGCACCGGAGAAUUGCCCUUCAAGUGCUGCUUAUUGUGGGGGUGAAGCCAUCUUUCCUGAUGAUUGGUUUCAUGAGCACCACAGCCUUUCUGUCCAUGUGGAUCAGUAACACGGCCUCCACAGCCAUGAUGCUGCCCAUCGCCAAUGCUGUGCUGCAGCAGCUGUGUGACACAGAGGCCAACGCUGAAGAGAGGGACUUUAGCAAGACUGCUGCAGUGAACGGUCUAGAUAACCAGGCAUUUGAGAUGGGUGACGCCAAAAUGAGCAAAGAGAACGAAUCAAGGGACAGCACCAUCACUUUGGAGGCAGAUAAAGAUGACCGGAACGAUAUAAAAGAAAUGAACGAAAAAGAUGUAAUAUCAAAGGUUUGUGAAAGAAGUGCAGAGGCCCAGCAGCGCAGACUGAAGACUGAGCAUAAGUAUCUGAAGCUGACGAAAGGCAUGAGUCUGAGUGUGUGUUACGCUGCCAGCAUCGGUGGGACAGCCACCCUCACUGGAACAACACCCAACGUCAUCAUGAAAGGCCAGAUUGAUGAACUCUUUCCAGAUAAUGGAGGUGUAAUCAACUUUGCAAGCUGGUUCGGUUUCUCAUUCCCCAACAUGGUUCUGAUGCUCGCCUUGUCUUGGUUGUGGCUGCAGUUUAUAUUUUUAGGCUUCAACCUAAAAAGCUCGUUUGGAUGUGGCACAAAGAACGAUGGAGAUAGGGAGGCGUACCAGGUAAUCAAAAAUGAGUACAGAAAGUUGGGCAGGAUGAGCUUCGCUGAGGGUUGUGUGCUGUUCAUCUUCACGCUGCUGGUAGUUCUGUGGUUUACCAGGGAACCUGGGUUCAUACCCGGCUGGGCCACUUUGCUCUUCAACAAAGACAAACCGUAUGUCACAGACGGCACCGUGGCCAUUUUAAUGUCAGCCCUCUUCUUCUGCAUCCCAUCCAAAUUGCCCCUAUGCUGUGGGAAGUCGGAGGAUGAGACCCCUUCUGAAGCCCCUUCAGCACUGCUUAAUUGGGACGUUGUCCAUGAAAAGAUGCCUUGGAACAUCCUUUUGCUUCUGGGAGGAGGUUUUGCGUUGGCACAUGGAAGUGAGAAAUCUGGACUAUCUUUGUGGCUUGGAGAAAGUCUCAUACCACUGCAGAGCAUCCCUCCUUUUGCAAUCUCCAUCCUGCUGUGUUUGCUGGUGGCCAUGUUCACUGAAUGUUCCAGCAACACUGCCACCACCACUCUCUUCCUGCCGAUACUGGCCUCAAUGGCCACCGCCAUCAAGAUACACCCACUGUACGUCAUGUUUCCCUGCACCAUCUCUGCCUCGCUGGCUUUCAUGCUGCCCGUAGCCACUCCACCCAACGCCAUCGCCUUCUCCUACGGCAACCUUAGAGUCAUGGACAUGGCCAAAGCUGGAUUCAUUCUGAACAUUCUUGGAGUCUUAACCAUCAACAUUGCCAUUAACACGUGGGGGGUGGCCAUGUUCGACCUGAAUACCUUUCCCAGUUGGGCCAAUGUCACCACAACUCCUUGAAAAUGAACUCAGGGAAAUGGAAAUGGAAGAGAAACUGGGGGAUAUGAACGAUGUCUGAGUAUUGUAAAGGAUUUCACCACUGGAGGAUUUAGCAGGCAAGUGUAUGAUAACAUGGCAUUUAUAUUGAAAGCUCCUGUACGCUCUGGCCAACACAGUUUGAUAUUGAGGGGUUCUUCAGACGUAUAUCCUCCCUUUAUAUUGUGAUGCUCUUCAAAAACUGACAGGUUGACAGGAAACAUUAAAGAACCGUCGUGUGAGUUUAGGGCAUCUGGAUUAAUACUCCUGUGGACUGUCAUUCAAACAGAUUUUAACCUGGCAGACAUGACAGUUAAAAAGUGUUAAAGCAAGGCAAAUGCCAGUCUUGUUUGCUGUGGGAAAUUUGAUAUUCUGACUUGUCAUUGUAUCUGUAAUUAGCAGUGUUACAAUAAACUAAAAUAAAACUAUUGGAAAAAAAGUAACCAACAAAACGAGAACUUAACUAAUUAAUUUAGUUGCUUCUAUUUGCAUACUUAAAUAUCACUGUGUACUACUUAUGACUAUUUUGCUCUAUGUCUGUUGUGCCAUGUCUGUCUGUACAUUUCUUGAUGGGAUGAAUCUCAUUAACAUCCAUAGGAUUAGGGACACUGGGUACUUUAUUGAUAUAAAGAGAGCCAGAGUACAGAAGGCGUAAUCCCUUCAAAGGGUCAAUGUGGGAGAAAUACAAAAGGACAAAUCAAUUAUAGGAAAAUGAUUGAAAACAUUUCAUUGAAAUUGUUGGCAGGGGUCCACAUAUCUGCUGUAUGUGGAAAGCAAAAAAGAUUUUAAAAUUCUAAAACUACAGCAUACAGAGGUCAAAGGAGUAAGCAUUUUUGUUUAAUCUAGCAACCAUUCUUUUGGUCAACACUGAAAGACAGCAGCAUUCAAAGGGAAACUAUCAGUCUAGUUGAACUGGUUCUCACACCAAUGGAAGUUAAUGAAGGUGCAAUGGAUGCCUGUGAUCGGAGGUAAGACAACAUCUUUGUGUCAUGAUAUCUUUGUCUUUAAACACUUUUGGUCUCUCUGUCCCAAUUUGUGAUUUAACAUUUAAAUUAAAAAAUGUAAAAACAUUUGAAAAAGGCUGUUUAAUGCUGCAGUACAUUCUCUCUGCUGAAAGUUCAGGGUUUUUUUGGUUACUGAGAAUGUGCAAGAGGUGUUCUUAUUGAGACAUGAAUCUGCAGGAGGCAUACAAAUCUGCAAUUAUCAUACUCUGUAAAGCUUUACCACCUGACUGUACUGAUCUUCUCUGAACCUGUUUUUUAUUAAAGGCCCUGAAUCCGUAAUGAAAUGGUAAUUGUGAAUAUAAAAUAGUGAGACAAUCCA